Molecule: messenger RNA, 1572 nt
Organism: Ahaetulla prasina
Lineage: Eukaryota; Metazoa; Chordata; Lepidosauria; Squamata; Colubridae
Gene: BORCS7
Product: BLOC-1 related complex subunit 7
Exons: 6
Coding region: 856-1314 (152 amino acids)
Cellular component (GO): BORC complex
Source: RefSeq, a predicted model, not a curated record
UCCAGUUGCCUCUUGAAAAAGCAUCUUUGUGACAAACAUGACCUGGAUGACUGAGAAUCUCCAUAGACAUUUUAUUUUAUUAUGUAUCAUCUUCUCCAUAUAAAAGUUAAGAAAAGGGAUGAGCAUUUGACUCUGAUUCUAUCCACAUUUUAUUAAAGCACACAAGGGGCUAAGACUGUCAAGACAGAUAGUAGCAUGAUUCUAGAUAUUCCACUGCACACAAUGCUGUGUGUUUGCUUACUACAUUAACACAGGCUGGGGAGGAAAAAUUUUUUUCCAGUCUCAGAGGACUUGUCUAUAAAAUUAGGGCAUGGACAAUUCUGUCAGUUGCAGUUGAGGAGCUGCUCUAGCAAAGGUCUUGCUUGUUUUAUUUUACACAACAGGCAGAGAGAAAAAAAUAAUGCAAUUCUGAGAAUCUGUAUCAUUGCAUGCAUACAGCAAUCCUAGCAGUAGUCUAAUUUGUAUUUCAUAUGGAUAAGACUCGGUUGUAAAUAGUAAUGCGUCUGGCACCCUCUAGUGAGUUCCAAAGUAAUAAUGUAUGAGGAUUUGUGAAAGAGUUUAAUAUGAUAAACAGUUGUUGAGGGAGACAGCGUAAUCCUUGUUAAUCCAUAAUCUAGCAUGGUUCACUACGUGUGACAGAAUGUGGCUUCUCCUCCCAACAUUUGGCAAUCGCACUGAAAUAUCGUUUGGUGUCACGGUUGCAUGUGUUCACAUCCACUUUCCAUAAUGGAAGCUCACUGCAUGCUCACUGUGUGACUUCGGCCCAUUCUUUUAAGUGUCAGCUCAGCUUGUUACAAGGUAGUUGUGGGCAGUGGUGAAAUUUCCCGCUGUUAGCCACCAGUUCGCUGCCCGCACAUGUGCGGUGCGUGCGAAACAUGCGCUUUGCGUGCAUGCGCAGUGUGCACCAAAGGUGCACUUCGCAUGGAAAAAGGACACUUAACAAGAUGCGGUUCUCUGGCUUCCUUUGUGAUUAUUGAUAGCAACAUGGCGGUAACUCCGGCGGGGAUGGCGGUGGAUGUUCAAGCACGAUUUGGCCAUUCGGUGAAAGGGCUGCUGACAGAAAAGGUGACCAACUGCGGUACGGACAUAAUCGCUCUCACUAAGCAGGUGCUCAAGGGCUCCCGAAGCGCUGAGUUCCUUGGACAGGCUGCCAGAAAUAUGGUGAUGCAAGAGGGUGCCAUUCUGCACUCUGAAGAUAGUUUAAGAAAAAUGGCUAUUAUAACUACUCACCUACAGUACCAGCAAGAAGCUAUUCAAAAAAAUGUUGAACAGUCUUCAAAUUUGCGUGAUCAGCUGAGUCAUCUGCUGAAAUGAAGAGAAGAGUUUGUAAGAGGUAACAAACAGCUGGAAAAGAGUGGAAGAAAAUAAACAGUGGAGGUUUACGGAAUAUCUUUCCCUGUACAGAUGCAUUAUAAGACUGAGUCAAAAGUUACAUCUCCCAGAUGUAAUGGCACAAAGUAUGUGCUUUGUUCUAUAAGAUUCUGAUCUGGAAAUGUGGACAAUUUUAAAUUACAAAUGUUACCUUUAUAAGAGGAUAGGUACAUCGGUGUAUUAAAUUGCAGCUUCUUUGUG